This is a messenger RNA of Fusarium coffeatum, 660 nucleotides long. RefSeq lists its product as uncharacterized. The coding region runs from base 1 to 660 and encodes 219 amino acids. The transcript has a single exon. NCBI's taxonomy places the organism in Eukaryota, Fungi, Ascomycota, Sordariomycetes, Hypocreales, Nectriaceae. The record is from RefSeq and is a predicted model, not a curated record.
AUGUUCACCAAGUUCGCCACCAUCAUCGCAGCCACUUCUGUCCUGGCCUCUGCCGUCUCAUACCCUCGAGGUGAGUCUGGCUUCGCCAGCAUCACCCCCCAUGACAUGUACGAAUCCAGCGUCGGAGUCCUGGGCUGCAAAAUCGACACCAAUCGCGUCGCCUACUGGCCUAGCUCCGUCGACUGUAACAACAUCUGCGUUAGGGUCUCCAACGAGGGCCGCUCCGUCUACCUACUCAAGAUCGGCUCUUCCAGUAGUGCCCACGAUAUCUCGUAUGAUGCCUGGAACUACCUUGGCUUCGGCAGCUCAGCAACCAAGGACCCCCAUAUGGAUGGUGGUAUCGCCAUGAACUACGAGUACGUCCACGCCUCCAAAUGCAGGGACAUCCUCGACAAUGGCAAGCUGCCCCUCGCCGCCGCCAACUCCAUGAACUAUGUCACCUCUUGCCUCAGAGAUCCUAAGAGCUGGGUCGCCCAGAACUACCAGCUGUACAACAUUCACGACUCCGUAUGCAAGCAUGGCGUCGACGAGAAGUGCCACCUCAACCUAGACGUCAGCAACCAGCCCGAGUGCCCCAGUGGUCUCGGAUCCCAAAAGGAGCUCAAUAUGAAUGUUGAGAACAUCAUGUACGGCACCGGCGAGAAGGCCGCUGCUCUGUAA